Penicillium cinerascens is the source of this 615-nucleotide messenger RNA. Its product is annotated as carboxymuconolactone decarboxylase family protein. The transcript has a single exon. The coding region runs from base 1 to 615 and encodes 204 amino acids. Lineage: Eukaryota; Fungi; Ascomycota; Eurotiomycetes; Eurotiales; Aspergillaceae. The record is from RefSeq and is a predicted model, not a curated record. Gene Ontology annotation, molecular function: peroxiredoxin activity.
AUGCGGCUUCCUUACGCCCCCUCCACCCCGCCGCCCGAUGCGGCCGCCGACACGGCAGACAUCUACGCCCGCAUCGCCGCGCGUAGAAACCCGCGUCCCUUGAUUCCGCUAGACCUGUCCCUGCUGCACAGCCCGCCGGUGGCAGACGGCUGGAAUAGCUUCAUGGGUGCGAUUCGCUCGCGUACGAUCGUCGACUCCGGCAUCCUCGAACUGGCAGUUUGUCGCGUGGCCGUGCUCAAUCACGCCGUGUACGAGUGGAAUGCUCAUGCACCGCUGGCAUUGAAAGGUGGGGUCAAAGCCGAAGAACUUCAGGCUGCCCGGACCUUGCCCUCUACUACUGAGGGGGACCUCGCCCAGCUGGAGAGUAGUGCACUCACCCCACAGCAGCGCGCGGUCCUGCGCUAUACCGACCAGAUGACCCGCUCAAUCACCGUCCAGGACGAGGUGUUUGCGCAGCUUCAGACCGUUGGUUUCAACGAUCGUGAGAUCGUCGAGCUCACUACCGGCAUUGCCGGAUACAACUGUGUGAGCCGGUUCCUAGUUGCCCUGGAUGUGGGCGAGAACAAUGGACGUGAAAUGAAGAGCGUUGAUGAAUUGGUCGCCGCCCUUCAAUAA